Messenger RNA from Plenodomus lingam JN3, 3285 nucleotides. It is a transcript of the gene TIF32, whose product is annotated as eukaryotic translation initiation factor 3 subunit A. Gene Ontology annotation, molecular function: mRNA binding; translation initiation factor activity. Lineage: Eukaryota; Fungi; Ascomycota; Dothideomycetes; Pleosporales; Leptosphaeriaceae. The record is from RefSeq and is a predicted model, not a curated record. Gene Ontology annotation, cellular component: eukaryotic translation initiation factor 3 complex, eIF3e; eukaryotic translation initiation factor 3 complex, eIF3m; multi-eIF complex. Gene Ontology annotation, biological process: formation of cytoplasmic translation initiation complex; translation reinitiation.
AUGGCGCCGCCGCCACACAGCAAGCCUGAGAAUACUCUCAAGCGUGCCCAAGAACUCAUCGGAGUCGAGCAGCAGCAGGCUGCCCUCCAACUGCUGCACGAACAUGUGACCUCGAAGCGCACCCGCAACAGCCCCAUCGCCUCGCUCGAGCCGGUGAUGAUCUUGUUUGUCGAACUGUGUGUCGAUCUCCGCAAGGGCAAACUCGCAAAGGAUGGUCUGUACCAGUACAAGAACACGGCACAGAACACCAAUGUGGGCACCAUCGAGCUGGUCUUCAAGCGUUUCAUCGAACUUGCAGAGCAAAAGGUCACCGAGGCCCAGGCCAAGGCAGAUGAGGUCCAGUCCUCCCUCGAAGGCACUUCCUCGCAGAAUGUCGAUGAUCUCGAGGCCUCCGAGACCCCCGAGUCGAUCCUCCUCUCCACCGUCUCUGGAGAGCAGUCCCGCGACCGCACUGACCGCGCCAUUGUCACACCAUGGCUCAAGUUCCUGUGGGAGACCUACCGCACCGUCUUGGAUAUCUUCAAGAACAACGCUCGUCUCGAGUUGAUGUACCAGUCGACCGCCCACCAGGCCUUCCAAUUCUGCUCCAAAUACGCCCGCAAGACCGAGUUCCGCCGUCUCUGCGAGCUGCUCCGCAACCAUUUGCAGAAUGCCGCCAAAUUCUCCUCGCAGAUGCACGCCAUCAAUCUGUCUGACCCCGACACGCUGCAACGUCAUCUCGACACACGUUUCCAGCAGCUCAAUGUGGCUGUCGAGCUCGAGCUCUGGCAAGAGGCUUUCCGCAGUGUCGAGGACAUUCACACGCUUCUCAGCCUGAGCAAGCGGCCCGCCAAGAACGUCAUGAUGGCCAACUACUUUGAGAAGCUCACCCGUAUCUUCCUGGUCAGCGAGAACUACCUGUUCCACGCAGCCGCCUGGUCCCGAUACUACAAUCUUCUGCGCCAGUCUGCCGCUGCGGUAGCAUCUGGACAGAGCCCAAAGAAGGACAACCCUGCCGUGACCGAGGCUGAUAUGACCAAGGCUGCUUCUUUUGUCGUUCUCUCGGCCCUCGCCAUUCCCGUCAUCAGCACAUCCCGCUCACGAGGUGCCCUUGUCGAUGUUGACCAGGCCAGGAACAACAAGAAUUCUCGUCUGACCAACCUGCUCGGCAUGUCACAGGCUCCCACUCGAGCUAUCCUGUUCAAGGACGCUCUCAGCAAGGGUCUGCUCAAGCGUGUCCGUCCCGAGAUCCGUGACCUCUACAACAUCCUCGAGGUUGACUUCCACCCCCUCUCCAUUUGCAAGAAGAUUUCUCCUAUUCUUGCUCAGAUUGGAGCCGAUGAGGGCAUGCAGAAAUAUGUUGGACCCCUCCAGCAGGUCAUCCUCACCCGUCUGUUCCAGCAGCUGUCUCAGGUAUACGACUCUGUUGAGAUCAAGUUCGUUCUCGGCCUUGCUCAAUUCCCAGAGCCCUUCCACGUCAGCGCUGGCACCAUUGAGAAGUUCAUCAUGAACGGCUGCAAAAAGGGCGACCUCGCCAUUCGAACUGACCACGCUACUGGCGUUCUCACUUUCGACUCUGACGUCUUCUCAUCUGCCAAGGCCAUGCACCCUGGUUCUGGUGCUGGUUCAGCAGAGACGGAGUCGCGCUCUGUACAGCGUCUACAAAGCACACCAGCGGAAAUUGUCCGAUCUCAGCUUACUCGUCUCGCCAAAUCGCUCUUCGUCACAUGCCAAUAUGUCGAUCCAUCCUUCAACUCGGAGCGAAUCCGGGCCAAGGAGGCCGCACAAGCUAGGGCGAAGGAAGGCUUCGAACAAGAGCACAAGGAGAUCCUCAGCCGUCGGGAAAUCAUCUCACAGAAGAAGGAGGCUGCGCUGAAGGCCCAGCAAGCCAAGGAGAAUGAAGAGCAAACAAAGAGGAUGAUUCGUCAGCAGCAAAUCAAGGAAGAGGAAUCCCGCCGUCUGGCUGAGGAGCAGAAGAACCGUGCCGAGCAGCGCAUCAAGGCCGAGCAACAGCGCAUCCAGCGUGAGGAGAUUGAGAAGCAAAUCAAGGAGCUCAAGGCAACCACCAAGGUUGACAUUGAGAUUCCCGAUGACCUUACCGACCUGGACUCGCAGAGGAUCCGCAUUCUUAAGCUCCAGGCGCUCGAGAAGGAGAAGAGCCAGCUUGGCGAACAGCUCCGUAUCGCGGGUAAGAGGAUUGAUCAUUUGGAGCGAGCCUACCGCAAAGAAGAGGUCAAGUACCUCAAGGCGGACUACGAGAAGCAAAUGGAGGCCGACAAGGCUGCAUAUGAGAAGGCCAAGGCUGAGGAACUCAAGGAAGCAGAACAAAAGCACAAGGAAGAUGUUGCGCUCAAGCACCGUCUGUCAAGGCUGGUGGCGCCUUACCAGCAGUUUGUCACUACUGUGAAGCAGCAGCGCAAGGCCGAGUUUGAGAAGCGCCAGAAGAUUGCACAGAAGGAGCUUGAGAGCAAGAAGGCGGCGCGCGUCAAGGAGUACAAGGAGCGUUUCCUCCGAGAGAAGCGCGAACGCGAGGAGGCUGAGCGUCGUGCGCGGGAAGAGGAGGAGCGCGAGAGGCAAGAAGCCGAGGCCAAGGCCAAGGCUGAAGAGGAGAGGAUAGCCAGGCUGCGUGAGGAGAAGGCCAAGAGGGAUGAAGAGCGAAAGGCCCUCGACGAGAAAGCUCGCAUCCAGCGUGAGAAGGAGGAGGCUGCUGAAGCAAGGAUUGCCGCACAGAGAGCUGGUCUUGGUGGCAGCCGUAUUCCAGACCGUACUGCCGCACGUGAGCCGACCAAAGAACCUGCUGCUGGUCCACCACGUCUUGCUCUCGCUGGCAGUAAGCCCACAUGGCGCGAACGCGAGGCCAUGAAGGCUGCUGGCCAGACCGUGCCUGCUGAGAGCACAUCGCCUGCUCCUGCUGCUCCUGCGGCAGCGGAGGCCGAAGCACCCAAGCGAAGCGUUUACGCCCCCCCCGCUCUGCGUCAAGCUGGCGGUGCCGCCCCUGGAGGAGGAUGGCGUGAGCGUGAGUCUAGCGGUAGUGGUCGCGCCCCUCCUGCACGCGCCGAGCGCCCUGAACGAACCGAGUCUCCCGCCACUGGGGGUCGUUUUGAGGCUCGUGCCGGUGGCAGCGGCCGAUGGGGAGAUGCGGGGGAGAGGAAAGAAUCUCCGGCGAAUGCUGGCAGCUACGCUCCUCCUGCCCGCCGUGGUGAUGCUCCUCCUGCCCGCGAGGCUGAUGGAGAGCGUGAGUCUAGGCCUCCUACGCAGGCACCUGCUCCAGGCAAGUAUGUACCUCGCUUCCGACGUGGCGAGUAA